CCAAACUACCCCUGAAGCUGAAACUAAUAGAACCCUCAUUGAGCCGCCCAUCCACUUCUCAGCAUCUCCACUCUCCUUGAUGAAUGGCACCCUCACUUCCGCUCACAAACAUCUCAAAUCCCACACGGGCCACAUCCCAGCCCUCUUCAAGCAAUCUCUUUAUAUCCCCACCUCCCACUUCCUACAAACUGGCUUCACUCUCUCCUCCCUACAAUGUGGAACCCUCUUGCAGUCCCUCACCAACACCAAAUCCUUUGCAAAAGGCCAGCAACUCCAUGCUCACGUGACCACUUGCGGUACUCUCCAACAGAACACUUACCUGAACACCAAACUCGCUGCCUUUUACGCGAGUUGUGGCCGUAUGGCAGAAGCCCAGUUGAUUUUUGAUGCGAUUGGUUCGAAGAACAAUUUCUUGUGGAGUUUCAUGAUCAGGGGAUAUGCUUGUAGUGGGUGUUCUUUAAAGUCCCUUGCUUUGUACCGUGAAAUGUUGAGUUUCGGAUGGAAGGCGGACAAGUUCACGUACCCGUUUGUUCUCAAGGCCUGUGGCGAUUUGUUGCUUGUGGAUAUCGGGAGGAGGGUUCAUGGUGAUGUAGUGAUUAGUGGAUUGGAGUCUGAUAUUUACGUGAGUAAUUCUCUGCUUGCGAUGUACUCGAAGUUUGGGGAUAUGGGAACGGCGAGGGUGCUAUUUGAUAGAAUGCCUCUGAGAGAUAUAACGUCUUGGAACACGAUGAUAUCGGGCUAUUUGAAAAAUAAUAAUCCCAAAAAGGCUUUGGUGGUUUUUGAUAUGAUGGCAAAUUCUGGAUUUGGUGUGGAUGGGACUACUUUGCUUGGUAUCCUCUCUGCUUGUGCUGGUCUAAUGGCUUUAAAGCCAGGGAAAACUUUACACGGUUACAUUGUUCGAAACAAUGUUGAGUUUUCUAAUAAGUUUUUGAGGAAUGCUCUUAUUGAAAUGUAUUGCAGUUGUAGCUGUAUGGCAUACGCAAGGCAGCUAUUUGAUGAGAUCAAGCUAAAAGAUAAAGUUUCUUGGAAUUCUAUGAUUUCAGGUUGUGAAAAGAGUGGAGAUGCUUUUGAGAGCUUAAGACUUUUCCGUGAAAUGGUUAAAGAAGGUGAAGGGCCUGAUGAAGUGACUGUUGUAAUAGUUCUUGGAGCUUGUGAUCAGAUUACAGCCUUACAAUUCGGCACCUCUGUUCACUCAUGUCUAGUUAAGAAAGGGUUUGGUAUGAAUACCAUUAUGGGAACUUCCCUCAUAGACAUGUAUUCCAAAUGCGGAAGCUUGGCUUGUUCACGUCGGGUUUUUGAUGAGAUGCCAGAAAAGAACUUGGUUUCUUGGAGUGCUAUGGUUAUGGGAUAUGGGAUUCAUGGGAAGGGAGGAGAGGCCUUGUCCAUUUUUCAUGCUAUGAUAGCGAACAAUAUUCUUCCGGAUGACGGUGUUUUUACUUCUGUUUUAUCAGCAUGUAGUCAUGCAGGAUUAGUCAAUGAGGGAAGACAAAUAUUCCAUCAAAUGUUCAGCGAGUACAAUGUCAAGCCUACACCUGCUCACUAUUCAUGUUUGGUAGAUCUUCUAGGAAGAGCAGGGCACUUAGAUGAAGCAUAUGAGCUUAUCAAAAGUAUGGAAGUUGUUCCUACUAGUGAUAUAUGGGCUGCACUACUUUCUGCUUGCAGGCUGCACCAAAAUGUCUAUCUUGCCGAAAUUCUGGAACAGAAAGUUUUUGAAAUGAACCCAAAUGGGGUGGGUGCCUAUGUUUGCCUUUCCAAUAUUUAUGCUGCAAAGAAAAGGUGGGAUGAUGUUGAAAGGGUAAGAGCCAUGGUUAGAAGGAAAGGACUGAAAAAGCCCCCAGGCUGCAGUUUUGUUGAGGUAGACAAGAUGGUUCAUCAGUUCUUAGUUGGAGAUAGGUCUCACCAACAGACAAAAGAUAUAUACGCCGAGUUGGAGAGCUUAAAUCAGCGACUGAAGGAGGCUGGAUACAAGCCUGAUACAAGUUCAGUUUUUUACAAUGUUGAUGAAGAAGCAAAGGAGAAGAUGCUUUGGGGUCAUAGUGAAAGACUAGCCAUUGCUUUUGCUCUUAUUAACACCGGUCCCGGGACCAUCAUUAGGAUCACAAAAAACCUUCGCGUAUGUGGGGAUUGCCACACGGUGACAAAAUUAAUUUCUAAGAUCGCAUGUCGAGAAAUUAUUAUGCGAGAUAUCCAUAGGUUUCACCACUUUAAAGAUGGAAUCUGUUCAUGCGGUGAUUAUUGGUGAGUUAUACUUAACUAGGAUGUAAUUAUACAUUUAAUACAGAAAUAGGAAAUUCGGAGCU
This is a messenger RNA of Juglans microcarpa x Juglans regia, 2300 nucleotides long. Its product is annotated as putative pentatricopeptide repeat-containing protein At3g11460, mitochondrial. Gene Ontology annotation, biological process: RNA modification. The record is from RefSeq and is a predicted model, not a curated record. NCBI's taxonomy places the organism in Eukaryota, Viridiplantae, Streptophyta, Magnoliopsida, Fagales, Juglandaceae. The coding region runs from base 80 to 2242 and encodes 720 amino acids. The transcript has a single exon. Gene Ontology annotation, molecular function: RNA binding; protein binding; zinc ion binding.